AUGGACGAGCCAGGAGAUAUGUACGAGUUAUUCUCACGCUGUGAGAAAUACAUCAAUCUGGCCGAAGUUCUUGCGGCAGAAAAGGAAGACAAACCCGAGAAGAAGGCCCAAGAAAAGAAGGACAACUCAGUCCGAGAGGCUGGCUCAAAGCGCAACCGAGAUGACAAAGACAGCAGGAGAAAGAAGGAUGAAAGCAAGGCAUGGGUUCCCAGAACCACAGAUCAAGAGUCAAAACCAGUUUAUACAGCCCUCACUCAUACCCGAGCUCAUAUCUUGAAUGAGAUAAAAGACCAGGUGACUCUACGUUGGCCCACCAAGAUGGUGAAACCCGCACAUGAGCGCAAUAAGAAUAAAUACUGCCGAUUUCACCAGGACCAUGGCCAUGACACUAAAGAGUGCAGACGGCUGAAAGACGAGAUCGAGGCCCUCAUUCAAAGGGGAUGCCCAGGAAGGUUCGUUAAGAAAGAGGGAAACGACAGAAGACAGGAGUAUCGUGCUUGGGAGCCUAAGGGAAGACAAAAAUCGUCUCCCAAGGCCAAUAAGGAAGAGCAACCUAGAGGCAAGCCUCAUGCAGAGAACGCCCCCUUGAGAGAGAUAACUACCAAAUAUGGAGGACUAGGCCUGGGAGGAGAAACUUCUAACUCCCAAAAACAUCAUGCUCGGAACAUGCUUCAAACCGAAGUAUCAGAUAAAAGAAGGAGGAUGGAUCAGCCCUUAACCUUUUCUAAUCAAGAUCUGGCAGACAUCCAAUUUCCUCAUGACGAUGCACUGGUGAUCAAAAUGAUCAUUACCAACUGCAUAGUGGGGAGGAUCCUUAUAGACAACGGGAGCUCAGCUGACAUCUUAUACUACGAUGCCUUCGAGAAAAUGCUCCUGAAACCUGAGAUGCUAAAGAGAGUGGAAUCCCCUUUAUAUGGAUUCAAUGGGGCCCUAGUACAGGUUGAAGGAUCCAUUGAGCUGCUCGUAACGGUGGGAACGGAGCCCAAGCUUGCCAUAGUGAAGAUGAACUUUUUGGUGGUGAAAGUGAAUUCCACGCACAAUGGAAUAUUAGGAUGGCCAGGACUCAAUGCACUACAGGUAGUGGUCUCUACCCCACACCUAAUGAUGAAGUUCCCUACUGACUAUGGGAUAGGAGAGUGCAGGGGAAGUCAAAUAGCUGCCCGCAGAUGUUAUGAAGGGUACCUGCAUGCUAAAGGGAAGGAGCCGCAAAUGCUCCUGAUCAAUUUGGACGACAAUCGAGAUGUUAUUGAACAAGAGAGAAGUGGACCCGCGGAGGAUCUGAUCCUGAUUGAGGUCAUCCCAGGAAAGGCGAAGCGUACCUUGCAGAUAGGCGUAGGGUUGAGUGGAGAAAGAAGAACUGCCCUCAUAAACUUCUUGAGGACAAAUGCUGAUGUAUUUGCAUGGUCCGCGACUGACAUGCCGGGAGUAGACCGCGAGUUGGCUGAACAUAAGCUCAGUGUAUACCCCACUACUAAGCCGGCAUUCCAGAAGAAAAGAACCUUCGCCCCUGAGCGGUAG
Telopea speciosissima is the source of this 1518-nucleotide messenger RNA. RefSeq lists its product as uncharacterized. The coding region runs from base 1 to 1518 and encodes 505 amino acids. The transcript has a single exon. The record is from RefSeq and is a predicted model, not a curated record. NCBI's taxonomy places the organism in Eukaryota, Viridiplantae, Streptophyta, Magnoliopsida, Proteales, Proteaceae.